This is a messenger RNA of Aspergillus affinis, 639 nucleotides long. RefSeq lists its product as uncharacterized. The record is from RefSeq and is a predicted model, not a curated record. The transcript has a single exon. NCBI's taxonomy places the organism in Eukaryota, Fungi, Ascomycota, Eurotiomycetes, Eurotiales, Aspergillaceae. The coding region runs from base 1 to 639 and encodes 212 amino acids.
AUGCCGUUUAUGCGGAUAUGGAAAUCUCGAUUCUCCUCGUUACCUGCACCUCACAGCAUCCGUGUCGACAACGAACCAAUAAGUACUUAUACAGGAGGCACAGAAUCGGUUCCCCUCGAUCGUAAACGUCCGCACUUUUCCUUUACCGACAAAGAAAAACAAGGAGCUCUCCAAGCACAGAUCGAACCUGCCUCGAGUUCUUCUGCACAGGAACCAGCCCACUUUUGGAAAGACAUCAAUCCACCGGCCGAGCAUCAGUUUACACCAGCCGUGUUUGUUUAUAACCGUGCCAACCCAUCCUUACCAUCUCCAUCACCCUCGUCAGUCCAGCCUCAGAACCGAGACGCAAUGAAUCGGAGCGAACCCACCUCGAUCAGAAACAGUGCUCUCCCGGGCUACAACGACGUGAGCGGCGCAGUUAUAGUCGAUUGGAACGGGCUACCUCAUUUCCUCUCGCCCCAGGAGGAGGUCGAGCGGAAAUUGAAACUGGAGUGUGCCGUACGCGAACGGAUGUUAGGAUUGUCGAGACGGACGGAUUUUGCUUGGGAAAGUCCUUGUCAGGGAACCGCAUUGCCGCAGUACUCGCCUGCAAAGGCGAAACGAUCACAACGACCGUCGUAUAGAAGCGACCGCUAUUGA